Molecule: messenger RNA, 2286 nt
Organism: Penicillium malachiteum
Lineage: Eukaryota; Fungi; Ascomycota; Eurotiomycetes; Eurotiales; Aspergillaceae
Product: SulP family inorganic anion transporter
Exons: 4
Coding region: 1-2286 (761 amino acids)
Biological process (GO): transmembrane transport
Cellular component (GO): membrane
Molecular function (GO): sulfate transmembrane transporter activity
Source: RefSeq, a predicted model, not a curated record
AUGUCCGACUCUAGCCCGCUGAUCGGCGAAGAUGCCGACGACGCCCGCAACUUGCGGGAUCGCUUAGCUGAUAUUUUCCGCUCAAGGCCUUUUUCUCAAACCGAGCCCGAUGAGGCCGGGGUACGAUCUGCACGAGGCUUGGGAAUCACGAGUGAACCCGAUGCGAGAACCCGACUACUGGAGUCGUACGACCGUUCGGACCCUGCCUGUGGCGACAGACGCUGCAGCCAUGGGACUUUCUCGCCGCAUGUUGAAAGCACUGAAGGAGUCUCGUAUUUGGGUUCAUCAAAUAGACACUCUGCAGCGAAUGGGGUUGGAGAAGCCGGGGAAGCAUCUGGUCCUCUUCGUGGAGAUGACGAGUUUCCACAUUCACGCCAGGACUCAGAAUACACACCGCAAAUGAAAUCCUCUCUUACCGCCUUGUCCAUGAACGAUUCUAAGAAGCAGUACAUAUCUUAUUAUAUUCCUUUUUUCAAUUGGAUUAGCCAGUACCAAUGGUCCUUCUUGCGUGGAGAUUUCAUAGCAGCAUUGACCAUCUGCUCAGUCUAUAUUCCAAUGGCAUUGUCUAUGGCUGCGAAUCUUGCUCAUGCUCCCCCAGUUAACGGUCUUUAUUCGUUUGUGAUACACCCUCUUAUUUAUGCAAUUCUUGGAAGUUGUCCACUCCUCGUUUUGGGACCAGAGGCGGCCGGAUCUCUCCUUACAGGCGCGAUCGUGAAGGCCAGUAUCCUGCCUACCGAUUCUCCAGAAGACAUAACCGUGAAGAGUGCUAUGGUGAUUGGUAUAUCGACUGCGAUGACAGGUACUAUGGUUCUUAUCGCUGGGUUGAGCCGAUUGGGAUUUCUCGAUAAUAUGCUUAGUCGUCCCUUUCUAAGAGGCUUCAUCACAGCUAUCGGAUUUGUGAUUUUUGUGGACCAACUUAUCCCGGAACUAGGCCUCUCAAGCAAGGCAAGCGAAACCGGUGCUAGCCAUGGCACCACAGCUGCCAAGUUGACAUUCAUCAUUAGAAAUGCUGGAGAUUGUCAGCUACUAACCUCCCUCGUUUCACUUGUGAGCUUCACGAGCAUCAUGCUUUUCCGGACGCUGAAAAAGUAUUUGACACCCAAAUAUCCUCAAUUAGUAUACAUUCCUGACCGUUGUCUGGUUGUAAUCCUGUCUGCUAUUCUGGCAUGGCGCCUGGAUUGGGAAAACAAAGGACUCGAACUCCUGGGCCACACUGAGAUCAGUGCAAGUCAACUGUUCACAUUCCAGUGGCCAUUCCAAGCCAAGUACAUGGAGUAUAUCCGGACAGCCAUGAGCAAAGCUUUCAUUAUCACUCUCCUUGGAUUUUUUGAGUCUUCAGUAGCGGCAAAAGGUCUAGGCGAUGUUAAAUCCGAUGGAAUCCAGGGCAUGCAUAUCAGUGCGAACCGUGAGAUGGUGGCGCUGGGUGUUGCUAACUUAGUGGGUGGUUGCUUCAUGUCCCUCCCAGCCUUUGGAGGAUAUGGUCGAAGCAAACUCAAUGUGCAAACUGGUGCCCGUUCUCCGAUGAGUAGUGUUUUCAUUAGUAUUAUCACACUCAUUGGUAUUCUUGUCCUUUUGCCAUACCUCUACUACCUUCCGAAAGCGGUUCUCUGUUCCAUGAUCUCUGUGGUAGCAUUCUCACUCGUUGAAGAAUGUCCCCAUGACCUCAUUUUCUUCAUUCGCCUUCGUGGAUGGACAGAACUCAUGCUCAUGUCCCUAAUUUUUGUCGCAACUAUUUUCUAUUCCCUCGAGCUGGGAAUGGCCCUCGGUAUCGCUGUUUCCGUCAUCAUUCUUAUUCGCCAUGCUACUCAACCUCGCAUUCAAAUCCUUGGAAAGGUUCCCGGAACCUCUCGCUUCGAGAAUGCCGAACUCCGACCGGAAGCCGUUGAGAUAAUCGAGGGCGCCCUGAUUGUCAAAAUCCCCGAGCCGUUGACAUUCGCCAACACCGGUGACCUGAAGAACCGUCUUCGUCGACUAGAACUUUAUGGAACUAGCCGAGCACACCCGUCUCUUCCCCGAAUGCGCCCUGCUGAGUAUAAUAAGAACAUCAUCUUUGAUGUUCAUGGCGUCACAAGUAUCGAUGGCUCUGGCACCCAGGUCCUCUCGGAGAUUGUGCGCGCGUACACGGAGGAUGGGACCAGGGUUUUCUUCUGCCGACUACCCAAUGAGAAGGUGUUCAAUAUGUUUGAACGCAGUGGCAUUGUCGAAGAGUGUGGUGGAAUGCCUCAUUUUGUGCCAAGCGUCGAUGAGGCUCUACGCCUGGCCGAAUCAGAGGAACGCUGGGAGUAA